This is a messenger RNA of Rasamsonia emersonii CBS 393.64, 363 nucleotides long. RefSeq lists its product as uncharacterized. The transcript has a single exon. Lineage: Eukaryota; Fungi; Ascomycota; Eurotiomycetes; Eurotiales; Trichocomaceae. The annotation marks the transcript as partial. The record is from RefSeq and is a predicted model, not a curated record.
UAUAGAAAACAGGGCGAUUACUCCUAUUCCUCUGAAGAGGAGACCGUCUUCUACAGUGACCUCCCUCCCGAGGAGCAGAAGAAAUGGAUCGCCAAGCUCAAGCACAUCUCUGCCGCCGCGUUCCUGGAGCCCGCCACGCACGAACCCUGGCACGACCUGCCCUGCAUGUAUCUCUUCUGCGAGAAGGAUCAGGGCCUGCCGAUUGCGGUGCAGGAGCAGUUCGCGAGCAGGCUGGGCAGCAACUGCACCACGUUCCGGUGCCAGGGAUCCCACUCGCCGUUCCUGAGCAUGCCCGAGAAGGUCAUUGAGGGAUUGGAAUUGGCCGCCAAAGUGGGUGCGGAAAAGAGUGGUGUGUCGGUUUGA